CAGAUUACUCUGGCAGGUGCCGUGGAAAAUUGUCACGCCGAGCACGGAGGAUACAGAGGGAGUCUCGAUUGUCAUCGAGACCGGCCUGCUGCCCAAGAACAUCAUAGCCGCCAUAUUGAUGGUUGAUUUCUGGAAUCCUGUUUUCUCGUCUCGUCGAGCGCAGCUGAUGCGAUACGUGCCCUCAACAGCUACCUACAACACGAGCGCUCCUCCGCAAGACAAGUACACGUUAGGCGCAGAUCUCGUUGCCGCAGUCGAACGAGGUAUCGCGACGUACGGUUGCGACGACGCAAGCCCCGAGGCCGAGUUUGUCCGACUCGCUCGCAACCCGAACAUUUUCAAUGACGCGUACGCUAAGUUAGAAACCUACAUCAAGGGUAUUAACAACCAUCUGAAGAAUGAGAACGGCGUGCUCGACUACAUGAGGGUUGCGGAGACCAGGCGGCGAACCUUCCGCCCGCCUCCGCGGUCGCGCAAGCCAGCCCAUCCUCUAGCCGAGUUCGAGCUAACACUGCCAUAUGCGCAGAAGAUGGAUCCAAAUUUUGAGGAAACGUGGGUGAUGAAGUCAGAUGGCACGGUGGAGAUUGCAACCCCUGCUAAGAGCGUGUGGCAUCCGAGAGAUAACCAGGCUCAUCUCAUCGCCUCUGGCUGCCCACACUCACAGGGCGUCUGAAUAGAAGCAUUUGCCGCUGUGUGAUGCAUUGGAUGGCAUAGCAAUUCCCCAGCCUUUGUUUAGGAUUAGGUACUCAAAAGUCACUCUUUUAAACAGGCCCAAGAAGAUCCCUUCCCGAAUGUCCUGUCACCACGCCAUAUGUCUCCCGGGCUCCCAUGUGAGCCUAACUGAUUCUGUUGCAAUUACAUGAAGCUUAGUAAGACAGUUGCAAAGUGAUAGUAGGAAGUUGAAAUUGAAUCUGUUUUUAGGGCUGGCAAGUCCGUCGUGUGCGUGUUGGUGAUCUCU
This is a messenger RNA of Hyaloscypha bicolor E, 958 nucleotides long. RefSeq lists its product as uncharacterized. The record is from RefSeq and is a predicted model, not a curated record. The coding region runs from base 119 to 673 and encodes 184 amino acids. NCBI's taxonomy places the organism in Eukaryota, Fungi, Ascomycota, Leotiomycetes, Helotiales, Hyaloscyphaceae. The transcript has 2 exons.